This is a messenger RNA of Brienomyrus brachyistius, 3532 nucleotides long. It is a transcript of the gene kcng1, whose product is annotated as potassium voltage-gated channel, subfamily G, member 1. Gene Ontology annotation, biological process: potassium ion transmembrane transport; regulation of delayed rectifier potassium channel activity; protein homooligomerization. The transcript is spliced from 3 exons. Gene Ontology annotation, cellular component: voltage-gated potassium channel complex; membrane. Bases 1232 to 2788 code for a protein of 518 amino acids. Gene Ontology annotation, molecular function: delayed rectifier potassium channel activity. The record is from RefSeq and is a predicted model, not a curated record. Lineage: Eukaryota; Metazoa; Chordata; Actinopteri; Osteoglossiformes; Mormyridae.
ACCAGGAAGCACAAGGUAGGCGAUGGCACGCACCUGAACACACACUACCGGCAAUUUAGUGACAGCGGAUCCGCUAAUUCCGUUGUUAAAUCCAGAAUUGAUGCUCCUUUGUUUGCCAUUUGCACACAUACAGGUAUAAUGGAAUCCCUCUUUUUCACAUGCCCCACCCUACAUUUACAUCUACACAUUUAGCAGAUACUUUUGUCCAAAAUAACAAAAGACGUACAUGGUGCCAAAGAGUCAACUUAGUAUUAGUGCAGCUAGGCUGAGCUUCCAAAGAACUGACAAAGAAAAGCCCUCCCCAUAAGAACAUCUUGCUCUCCUUACACACAUAUACACAUAAAUGCUGAUACCGGAGCUUGGUGUCUGAGCACAGGGUCAGUCGUAUAUCUGGUGCCCCUGGACCAUAUCAUGAGGUUAAAAGCCUGGCUCAGGGGCCAAUGGACCUGUGAUUAUUCUGCAACAGAGCAGAUUUCAACUGGCAACCUUCUAAUCAUAGGCCUCACCCACUGAGCUACAUACCGCUUGGCACUUAGCUGUCCCUAUAUCGUCGCUUCAGCCCAGCGAAGCAUAAAACCUAAUAAGAAAAUGGAGUCUCUGAGUGCCAUUGGUGGGUCUGCAUGCAAGCGUGACUCACAGGCAAUCUGGCGGCAAAAAAAAAAUCCCAAGAUUGGCGUCCCGAGUGCAAACAGCUCGAUGGGGGGAACAGACCACCGGGCGGUCUGUUGGGAGGACUUCGGCGGGCUUUUCCGUUGCCUCGAUACGCCGGGGCCGCCUGGAGCGGCGGGACGAGCAUGCCAGCGCGCUGUCGCAAGCAUCCCACAAGAGCUCGUGUUCCCGCCAUGCAUGUGCAAAGGCCAUCUGCUCACUGAGCUGGAAGACGGAGGCGAGGAACCCAACACGUCUCUGCAAGAGAGAGGACGCACCUUCUGCUACUGGGGACACGCAUGCGUCAGUCGUCUGUUUUGAUGCAUGUUCGGCAAGACCCGGCUCAAUGGCAGUCGACAUUGCUUCGACCAGAAGGACAAACAGGAACCGAUUAUUAUUAUUAUUAUUAUUAAGGCACUCCUUUUGGGCAUCGCACCAAGGACAAGACCGACUCCGCAGCAGGGAUGACUCACGGGUGGCGUGAGAACGUGAGCUGCUAAUUAUCCCGAGACACGGACUGGAGCAGGUGGCAGUGUGACAGCGAGCAGGUGGCUCAGGCAUGUGACAGCGGUUUGACUCAAACAUGACUCUGCUUACGGGAGAUGGCUCAGAUUACGACUACAGUGCUCUGAGCUGUGCCUCCGAGUCGUCGCUCAGCGGCCCUACCCUCCUCCAGGAGAGACAGGUCCUCAAGGGCACCUUUUACCAACGGGCCCAGCUCCUUCCGCUGGGCAAGGGUGGAGUUGAGGCCCCCCUGCCCAGUGCCCGUAAGCUCCACGCCAUCAUUAAUGUGGGCGGCCUCCGCUACCAGCUGCCGUGGACCACCCUUGAGGACUUCCCGCUCACACGGCUGGGCCAGCUGCGGGCCUGCAGCAACUUCGACGAGAUCAUGCGUGUCUGCGACGACUACGACGUCACCUGCAAUGAGUUCUUCUUCGACCGCAACCCGUGCGCCUUCCGCAACAUCCUGACCUUCCUGCGUGCCGGCAAGCUGCGGGCGCUGCGCGAGACCUGCGUCCUCUCCUUCCGCGAGGAGCUCCUCUACUGGGGCAUCCCUGAGGAGUGCCUGGAGUGGUGCUGCCGCCGGCGCCUCCUGCAGCGCAUCGAGGAGUGCGAGGAGCUGGACCGCGCCGAGGAAGAGGAGCUCCUGGAGGCCGAGGGCGGCCUGCACGAGCCGCUGGUCCAGGAGUCGUGGCAUGGCGUGUGCAUGGGACGCCUAAGAGACAUGGUGGAAAGACCCCACUCAGGUCUGCCCGGGAAGAUCUUCGCCUGCCUGUCCGUGCUCUUCGUCACCAUCACCGCCAUUAACCUGUCCAUUAGCACCAUGCCAGCCAUGAGGGAGGAAGAGGAGCAGGGGAAAUGCUCACAGAUGUGCUACAACAUCUUCAUCGUGGAGACCGUCUGCGUGGCCUGGUUCUCGCUGGAGUUCACCCUGCGCUUCAUCCAGGACCGCAGCAAGCUGGCCUUCCUGCGACGGCCCCUGAACCUCAUCGACGUGGUGGCCAUCCUGCCCUACUACAUCACGCUGGUGGUAGACGGCACCUCCGAGGGUGAGAAGCGGCUGGGCUCGGGCAGCAGCUACCUGGAUAAGGUGGGGCUGGUACUGCGGGUGCUGCGGGCCCUGCGCAUCCUGUACGUGAUGCGGCUGGCCCGGCACUCGCUGGGCCUGCAGACGCUGGGGCUGACGGCCCGCCGCUGCACGCGCGAGUUCGGCCUGCUGCUGCUCUUCCUGUGCGUGGCCAUCGCGCUCUUCUCGCCGCUGCUCUACCUGACGGAGAGCGAGGCGGCGGUGGGCGCGCGCGAGUUCAGCAGCAUCCCCGCCACCUACUGGUGGGCCGUCAUCACCAUGACGACAGUGGGCUAUGGGGACAUGGUGCCGCGCAGCGUGCCUGGCCAGGUGGUGGCGCUCAGCAGCAUCCUGAGCGGCAUCCUGCUCAUGGCCUUCCCCGUCACCUCCAUCUUCCAUACCUUCUCGCGCUCCUACUUGGAACUCAAGCAGGAGCAGCAGCGGCUGCUCCAGAGACGGACGCACUUCCUGCUGCGCAACCGCAUCACGGACCUCAGCAACCUGUCUCUGGAGAGCGACGCGCUCUUCCCCAGUGGCUCCUCCUCCUCAGGGCCCCGGGAGACUGAUGACUGAGCUGGCAUCUUCCUUCCGUUUAACUGUGGUCUCUUGGUCGACUCGUUCCAUCGUUCCAUAACUGAUCACAUUACGUUGUGGGGGAUAGGGAGACUUUUUUGGGAGGGGGCAAGAAAACUUGCCAAACUGCGGGGGGAGGCAUUUUUCCAGUGAUUAAAUUUGCCAAGCCUGAAAUCAGGAGUCCAUCAGCAGAAAUCGGGAGAAACCAUUACAAAUCACCAGUGUUGGCAGGACAUUCCUGUCUCUCUCAAAACCUAGAAAUGCCCCAUGGUGUAAAUUUGGGUAUGGAUGGCAGGGACAUGACCUUACCAACGCUAUGGGGGUACCGUGUGUGUUGGGGGUGGGGGGGUUGAGGCUGAUUUGGUCUCUCCCAGUGCCCUUGAGAAUGCUACCCGGUGGUUUCUCCCGCCUCAAGAACAUCAUGGAGGUGAUUUGCUUUAUUCUUAUUCCGUUGUCAUCUGUUUCUUCCACAUGGAACACAAUAAAAAUAUAUAGACUUGUGCAUAAAAACACGCAUAUACCGGAAAUCACCACCAGAGGCAGCAUUACAUGUCCAAUAUUAUUAUGACUGGCACACAAGUAUGAAAUGGCUCUAUAUGGAAUUAAUUCAUAAAUUAAAUGACACUAUAUUAUAUGUAACUAAUGCAAAUGUACUCCUUUAUUGCUGCAAUGACUGUGCUGCAUUUUGAUGUGGAGUUAUUUUUUACUCGUUCUGUAGUGUCUCAAUAAAAGUCCUCCUGGUCA